This is a messenger RNA of Hypoxylon trugodes, 2467 nucleotides long. RefSeq names its product acetyl-CoA synthetase-like protein. Gene Ontology annotation, biological process: fatty acid metabolic process. The record is from RefSeq and is a predicted model, not a curated record. Bases 141 to 2222 code for a protein of 693 amino acids. Gene Ontology annotation, molecular function: medium-chain fatty acid-CoA ligase activity. The transcript is spliced from 4 exons. Lineage: Eukaryota; Fungi; Ascomycota; Sordariomycetes; Xylariales; Hypoxylaceae.
UCCCCCUACAAUGGUGUGCCGUGGAAAGAAACAAAUCCAUGGUAUUUCCGUCCCGUUCAGAUAGACCGAUCACCGUACCGACGAAUUCCAAUAGUUAGGUACCUAGUGCUCCCUUAUGCUUCCUGAGUUAAAUCCCCACGAUGGAAUUGUCAUUUCGGCCAUUGGCGCUUGAUAUCCUACGUGGAAGCCGUCAGGUUCCCCGAUGUUUCUUACAUCGCAGGUUGGCUCAAAGCCGAAUGGCUUCCAGAGUCACACGACACUCGGCAUGGAACUAUUCGGUACAGCGAAGAGGAAUCGCGACAUCCAAUUUAAGCUAUUUUGAGGGUCCUCGAGAGCCACCAUUGCUCCCUCACACGAUACCAGAGCACUUCUCACUCAUAGUAUCGCAAUAUGGCGACCAGCCAGCCGUGUUGUUUCGGUCCCCCACACCCAUGGAUACAACCUCAUCAAUUACUAUAAAGCCCGAAACAACUACCCUAACAUACGAGGCCCUCGACGCUCAGUCCAACAGCCUCGCACACUCCCUCCGGUCUCUAGGCGUGAAGAAAGGAGACCGAGUCGCCGUUAGUCUGGGUAAUGUCGACGAGCAUGUCGUCACGGCAUACGCACUCUUCAAACUAGGCGCCAUCCUAGUACCGCUAAACCCGACGUUUAACUCUCUUCAACUAAGCAAUGCGCUCUCCCGCCUCGAGGUGGAAGUUCUCAUCAUAGGGGCCGUUACAGACUUAGCUUAUAAACCCUGCCGUGGUCGCAGUAAUUUCGAUCUCCUUAAGGCACUCGUCCCAGAUCUUACCACCAGUAAGGUCGCAUCACCGACGGUUCCAUCGCUCAAGUCUAUUGUAGUCAUAGACAACACGCCUUCACACCCACAAUCCGGCUUCCCACCCCUCGAGAACCUCCGCGCACUAAUACCCUUCUCCACACUCCUCCCACCCACCCUCACCCUCUCCACCUCAUCCUCGCGCUCAAUAGUCCCCGACACACCCCUCUCCGCGGACGAAAUUAUCAAUAUCCAAUUCACAUCCGGCACAACUUCACUCCCAAAAGCAGCCAUGCUAAGCCACACCAGCAUCCUCAAUAAUGGAUACCUAAUCGCGAAGCGCAUGGGUCUUGACCCAAGCGACCGCAUAGUCUGUCCACCCCCACUAUUCCACUGCUUCGGCAUCGUCCUCGGCCUCCAAGCAACAGCAACAACAGGCGCAGCCCUACUCUUCCCAUCCCCAGCCUUCGACCCCGCAGCCGCGCUCCACAUGGCCGCCGAGCAGGGCGCCAGUGGAUUAUACGGUGUCCCCACUAUGUUCGCCGCGGAACUAGAACUUCUCUCCAAUCCCCAAUUUGCCUCCACUUUACCCAGUGGCAAGGGCCAGGGAUUGGGAAAUUUGAGGAAGGGAAUUGCGGCUGGGAGUUCGGUGCCGGAACCGUUGAUGAAGAAGUUGAAUAGCAGAUUGGGGUUGCAGGAUUUGGUUAUUUGUUACGGGAUGACGGAGACUAGUCCUGUUAGUUGUAUGACGGCCCCCGGGGAUCCGCCGGAGAAGAGGGCUGGGAGUAUAGGGAGGGCUAUGCCGCAUACGAAGGUUAAAGUUGUGGAAAGUGGUGAUAGGAGUAAGAUUCUGCCAAGAGGGGAGAGAGGCGAGUUGGCGGUUUCUGGGUACUUGCUUAUGGAGGGGUAUUUUAAUGAUGCCGAGCGUACGGCGGAGGAUUUGUUGGUUGAGGAUGGGGGGGUUAGGUGGAUGUAUACUGGGGAUGAGGCGAGAAUGGAUGAGCUGGGGUUUGUGGAGGUUACGGGACGGAUUAAGGAUUUAAUUAUUAGGGCGGGUGAGAAUAUUCAUCCACUUGAGGUCGAAGUCGUGCUUAUGCGACACCCGCUUAUUCGUGAGGCGAGUGUUGUGGGUGUUCCGGAUGAAAGGUAUGGAGAGAUUGUCGGGGCCUUUGUUGCGCCCCAUGCCGGGAUAAAGACGGUCGAUGGUGGGGCGGGAUCGGGGACAAGUGGGGAUAUAGAGGCAGGGGUGGCAACGGGAGGAUCCGGCAGUGGAGUCAGGGAUAAAAAGGCAGUGCUUUCAAAGGAUGACGCGAAGGAUUGGGUAAGGGGACAGCUUUCGGGUCACCUGGUUCCGAAGUAUGUAUUUUGGAUUGACGAGUUUCCGAAGACUGCGAGUGGUAAGAUUCAGAAGUAUAAGUUAAGGGAGCUGGCUAAGGAGUUGAGCGGUUCGACAUCACGAUGAGUUAGAUAGGGAUGUGGGAUAUGUUUAGAAUCAAUGGCUCACGGUUAUUGGGUAUUGCUGCGGCUGAGUCUUCAUUUCCCGGAGAAGCUAAUGCAUGGUAACGCUUCAUGACUUUUUAAAGUGCUGAUCAACGAGCACCCCUGAUUUUAGAAUAGCGGAAUAAUGAAUCCUGUCAUCAUAUCAAGCCAGCCGCAUCCUUGGUUUCCGCCAAGUAAUUCAUUCUCACGUUAUAAGAACCGGAAAAG